AUGGGAGACGCCGAGACUCCCAAGAGUGAUAGCGUUGAAGCAAAAGCCCAGCCAGUCUCUGGCAAGAAAUCACGUCGUACGCUGUCAUGUCUGAGUUGUCAGAAGCGCAAAGUGAAGUGCGAUCGUGUGAAACCAUGUCGGGCUUGUUGUAUACGAGGUGUACCCGCCGAAUGCGAAUAUGAUACCACGAAACACGACCGCGGCUUUAUCGAGCAAUCGGAUCUUAUUGAAGAACUCCGGGCGAAAGUGAAGAAGCUUGAGCAAAAGCUCUCGGAACAUAAUGGGAUCGUAUCAAAAGAGACUGUCGGGCCGGAUAGAUCUGCUUUGAAAGUGAAGGUCGCCGCAAUCGACAAAAACAAGAAGGCUGUGUCGGAAAUACUUGCUUCAACCAGUCUACGGAAGGCUUUAACCGCGUCCUCAUCCCCAGCAAAGUUCCUCCUGGAAGUCUUCAUUGGUGAAGUAAUUAACGCUUUUGCUCCUGACCCGACAAAUAUCCAUGGCCGAGUCUUCGAUCUUCGCUCAGCAGCCGAAAGACGCAUAUUCUCUCCGCUACUGUCCGCAGGCUUCGACGCAACGGCUUUGAUAUUCAUCGGUCACCGAGACCAAAACCGGAAGUUUUUGACGGCCGGAAAUAAUCAGUAUCAUCGAGCUUUGAGGCUGCUGCAAAAGACAGUAGAUGAUCCUCAACAAUGCACAUCGACGGACGCUUUGACUAUGGUCGUGCUUUUGACUGUGAUCGAGGCCUUCAAUCAAAGCUCACCGGGUGCAAUAUUUAAACACCAACUGGGCGGAUUAGAGUUAUUACGGCUACGAACCCCGUAUCGUCAUCGGACAGGACUGGAUCAAUCUCUUUACAUCGAUCUACGAAUGUUCUGGGUAACCACCGCCAUCGCCAGCCGAAAAGCAACCUUCCUCGCUUCAGAAGAUUGGUUAACUUUGCCCUGGACCGAAAACGGCCCGCAAAAAGAUAUUCUCCAUCAUUUGCUAGAUGUAGCAGUCGAUAUUCCAGGUUUUCUUGGGAAAUAUGACGCCUUUAAAGCAGCGUUGUGGAAAGGCAAGUUAUCGCAAUCGGAACUUGUGGCUGCACAAAAUGACAUACAGUUCACGGCGACCACUCUUGACCAACGACUGCGGCUCUGGCAUUCCGUGAAUGUAGUCCACUACGAACAUGGAUAUAUGACGGAAAAGUCGGCCGCGGAAUAUUUAAAGGAUACUGAUUUUCCUCGUUAUUAUUGUCAAAAUGUGUCAACCGGAGAUAUAGAUCUGCCAUCUGUUCUCAUUUACCCAGACUUACUCUUGGCUACAACCAUGUGUUUAUAUCGCGCUCUUCGUCUAGUGGUAGCUGGAGGUGACAAUGACGGUAUUUUCGCUGUCUUGACUUCCUCAGAACGCUACCAGCUUGCUGUCAACAUAUGUCGAAGUAUGCCAUACUAUUUGAAAACGGUCCCGGGCUUUCUGAUAUCUAGGUUGAUGUUUUCGUUGCGUGUCGCGUUCGACACGUUUUCAGAAGGAAUGAUUGAGAGGGAAUUCAUUCAGCAAAUGUUCGGCUAUAUUGGUGAGAAGUAUCGUUUCCGUGUGUUUGCAAACCAGUGCUCCGAGUCCUCUACAGCUGUACGAGCUCGUCCUACGAGUACGAAACCCCUAGACUGA
Molecule: messenger RNA, 1650 nt
Organism: Talaromyces marneffei
Lineage: Eukaryota; Fungi; Ascomycota; Eurotiomycetes; Eurotiales; Trichocomaceae
Exons: 5
Coding region: 1-1650 (549 amino acids)
Biological process (GO): regulation of DNA-templated transcription
Molecular function (GO): zinc ion binding; DNA-binding transcription factor activity, RNA polymerase II-specific
Source: RefSeq, a predicted model, not a curated record